GAAGGAGGCCCCACGGGACGAGAGCCGCGGGAGCCCAACCCUAUCCUCGGCGGCACACCUCGUGAUCGAAGAUGAGCUCCCGGGUCUACCGAUCGGCUCCCCGGACGGUGAGGGCUCUCCUGGCCGCUUCCCGGAGCUCGCCGCUCUUGUCCGAAGGGCGAACUGCAGCAGCAGCUACAAUAACCACGCUCGGAGGAAAGCCGCUAUCAGUAUCUUCAUUUUAUGAGAAGGCUGAUCUCAGGAAUACACCAAGGGGAUGGGUUUCUGGUCUUAUUUCCAUUCCUGCUGCAGCAUACAUGUUUCAGGACCAGGAGGCACAUGCUGCAGAGCUAGAACGCACAUUUAUUGCAAUUAAGCCUGAUGGAGUGCAAAGAGGACUGAUUGCAGAGAUUAUAUCACGUUUUGAGCGCAAAGGGUAUAAGCUUGUUGCCAUCAAGCUGAUAGUUCCUUCCAAGGAGUUCGCUCAGACACACUAUCAUGACCUCAAAGAUAGACCUUUUUUUAAUGGCCUUUGUGAUUUUCUUAGCUCUGGUCCUGUGCUUGCCAUGGUUUGGGAAGGAGAGGGAGUUAUAAAAUAUGGUCGAAAACUAAUUGGCACCACAGAUCCACAAAAAUCUGAGCCUGGAACAAUCAGAGGAGAUCUUGCUGUGGUUGUUGGAAGAAACAUAAUUCAUGGAAGUGAUGGGCCUGAAACAGCCAGGAAUGAAAUUGCUCUGUGGUUUGAACCUAGCGAGUUAGUUUCUUAUGCCAGCAAUGCCGAGAAAUGGCUCUAUGGAGUCAAUUGAUCAGUUUCUUGGUUUUUUGGUAUCUUUUGGUGCUCAAUAAUUAUCAGAGGUUGCAAUUUUUUUUUUCAUUUUAUAGUGAGCAAAAUCCACCUGCUGGGAAGUACUUGUCAUUAACAAAUUUUCUGAGACAGGGUUGUGAUCUGGGAUAUGUAACUUUGGCAAUAAUAAGCUGCACACUUAUCAUUCAAACAACACUGAUUGUUCCGUUUCAUCA
Messenger RNA from Phoenix dactylifera (date palm), 999 nucleotides. Its product is annotated as nucleoside diphosphate kinase 3-like. Gene Ontology annotation, molecular function: nucleoside diphosphate kinase activity. The record is from RefSeq and is a predicted model, not a curated record. Gene Ontology annotation, biological process: UTP biosynthetic process; CTP biosynthetic process; GTP biosynthetic process. NCBI's taxonomy places the organism in Eukaryota, Viridiplantae, Streptophyta, Magnoliopsida, Arecales, Arecaceae.